Molecule: messenger RNA, 1434 nt
Organism: Drosophila arizonae
Lineage: Eukaryota; Metazoa; Arthropoda; Insecta; Diptera; Drosophilidae
Product: lipase 3
Biological process (GO): lipid metabolic process
Molecular function (GO): hydrolase activity, acting on ester bonds
Source: RefSeq, a predicted model, not a curated record
UUCGUAUAUAUUUAUAUAYAGAAAAAAUGUUAUUAAAGCCGUUUGUGCUAUUUAUCGUGUGCCUGUGUCUGGCUCCUCAGGAGAGCCAAGCGGAUUUAUCAUUUAUCUUUGGAAAUAUUUCGCUAUUUAAUUUCAACUUUAAGACGCCAAAACUGCUGGGGCGCUCCAUAACUGUAAACAGUAAUGUGAAAAUUGAUAGCGAUGUGGACCCCAAUAUACAAGAAGAUUCGCAUUUGAGUACGUAUAAUCUUAUUAAGAAAUAUGGCUAUCCGGCUGAGAAUCACAGUGUGACAACUGAUGAUGGUUAUAUUUUAACACUGCAUCGCAUUGCCCGCCAUGGAGCAACGCCAGUUCUGCUAGUUCAUGGACUUUUGGAUAGCUCAGCCACCUGGGUGAUGAUGGGUCCCAACAAGGGUCUAGGUUAUUUGCUAUAUGAGCAGGGCUAUGAUGUCUGGAUGGCCAAUGUGCGCGGCAAUACGUAUUCCAGGAAGCAUGUGAAGUACACACAUUCGCAAGCCAAGUACUGGGACUUCACAUUCCAUGAAAUGGGCGUGUACGAUAUACCCAAGACAAUCGAUUAUAUACUGGAUACGACGAGCUUUAAGCAAUUGCAUUACAUCGGCCACUCUCAGGGCACCGUUGUCUUCUGGAUCAUGGGCAGCGAGAAACCCGAGUAUAUGGACAAGAUUCUCUUUAUGCAGGCUCUGGCGCCAGUUGCCUACCUAAAGCACUGCAAGAGUCCGGUCGUCAAUUUCCUGGCCGAGUUUCAUACGUCGGUGAGCUUUGUUCUCCGGCUGAUUGGUGUUCAUGAGUUUUUGCCCAAAAACGAGUUCAUUGUGAUGUUCAAUCAGCUGAUCUGCGAUGAGACAACCAUAACCAAAGAGAUCUGCUCCAAUGUGAUCUUCCUGACCACCGGCUUUGACAAGCUGCAGCUGAAUGAGACAAUGUUGCCCGUUGUGGUCGGCCAUGCUCCGGCUGGCGCUUCCACCAAGCAGAUGCAGCACUUUGGCCAGGUGCGCAGAUCCGGUGAAUUCCGGCAGUUCGACUACGGCUGGCUGAGGAAUCAUUGGCGCUACAACAACAUCACCCCACCUGCAUACAAGUUGGAGAAUGUCAAGGCCAAGGUGGCCCUGUACUACAGCCAAAACGAUUGGCUGGCCCAGCCAGCGGAUGUGCAAUCGCUGCGCCGCCGGCUGCCCAAUGUAGUCCAUCAUUAUUUGGUGGACUAUCCCGAGUUCAAUCAUCUCGACUUUAUCUGGGGCGUCGAUGCCCGCGAGCUGCUGUGGGAUUCUAUGCUGAAGCAAAUGCGCGCAAAUGAAAUAGAUAAUAAUAUAGAUACGACAAAUUGAUAAUAUAAGAACUAAAAUUAAUAUCGAUUUAGUACGAGUCCUAUAUAUACUUACAGUAUGAGCACAAUACAAUAGCUAUUGGCCA